AUGCCGUCAUGUGGUAACUUCAUCCUGCACGAGGCAACUAUUGACCAAAUGAAAGCGGCCAUGGAGGCUGGCACGGUAACCUCUCAGCAGCUGGUAGCGUGCUACCUGCAGCGGACGUACCAGACACAGGAAUAUGUGCAUUCAAUUCUUCAAAUCAACCCAGACGUCUUCCAAAUUGCAGCUCAGAUGGACGCCGAAAGAAAGGCCGGAAAGGUCCGUGGUCCGCUCCACGGAAUCCCCUUCACAGUCAAAGACAACAUCGCAACUAAGGACAACAUGGAAACAACAGCCGGCAGCUGGGCUCUAAUGGGGAGUAUCGUCCCACGAGACGCCCACGUGGUGGCCCGUCUGCGCGACGCCGGCGCGGUUCUGCUUGGCAAAGCGGCGCUCAGCGAGUGGGCUGAUAUGCGCAGCAAUAACUACUCCGAAGGUUAUUCUGCGCGCGGAGGGCAGUGUCGGAGCCCGUAUAACCUGACUCUCACGCCUGGGGGCAGCAGCACGGGGAGUGCGGUGGGCGUUGCUGCGAAUGCGAUUACGUUCUCGCUUGGCACCGAGACGGACGGGAGCGUGAUCAAUCCUGCUAUGCGGAACUGUGUUGUUGGGUUUAAGCCGACUGUGGGCCUGACCUCGAGAGCUGGGGUUGUACCGGAAAGUGAGCACCAGGAUACCGUCGGAACGUUUGGACGUACUGUGAGAGAUGCGGUAUAUGCUUUUGAUUCCAUAUUUGGCGUAGACCACCGCGAUAAUUACACGCUCGCCCAAGAAGGGAGAACCCCCGAAAACGGAUACACCCAGUUCCUGUCUACGAAAGAGAGCUUGAAGAGCGCCACAUUUGGCAUACCGUGGAACAGCUUCUGGGUCUACGCCGAUGACGAGCAAAGAGGCAUCCUCGUAGCCAUGCUUGAUCUGUUGACCUCCGCCGGAGCGACGAUAAUCAACAACACGGAAAUCACCGACUACGAGCGAAUUGUGAGCCCAGACGGGUGGAACUGGGACUACGGAACCACGCGGGGCUACGCAAACGAGUCUGAGUAUACUGUUGUCAAGGUGGACUUCUACAACAACAUCAACACCUACCUCUCUGAGCUUGAGAACACCAACAUCCGCUCCAUUGAAGACAUCGUCCAGUUCAAUUACGAUAACGACGGGACGGAGGGCGGAAACCCCUGGCCACUGGGCCAUCCCGCAUUCUACUCUGGUCAAGAUGGCUUCCUUGCGUCCCUCGCGUCGAAAGGCAUCAAAGAUGAGACCUACAAUCAAGCAUUAGAGUUCACGCAACGAUCCACGAGAAACGGCAUCGACGCGGCCCUCACUUCCACUAACGGAACGAAAUUGUCAGGGCUUCUCGUUCCUCCCGACGUAGGCCAGUCGUACCAAAUCGCUGCACAGGCGGGGUACCCCAUGAUCACCCUCCCGGUCGGCGUGCACUCCAACAGCGGCAUGGGCUUCGGGCUGGCAAUUAUGCAGACGGCGUUUGGUGAAGCUGAGCUGGUCAAAUGGGGAAGCGCGAUUGAGGACCUGCAGCUCACGACUGAGGGAAACCCGUACAAGCGCACGCUGCCUACUUGGUCGGAGUAUCUCACUAGACAUGUCCCGAUUAGGAUGGAUCUUUGA
This is a messenger RNA of Colletotrichum chrysophilum, 1614 nucleotides long. RefSeq lists its product as uncharacterized. The transcript is spliced from 3 exons. Bases 1 to 1614 code for a protein of 537 amino acids. The record is from RefSeq and is a predicted model, not a curated record. NCBI's taxonomy places the organism in Eukaryota, Fungi, Ascomycota, Sordariomycetes, Glomerellales, Glomerellaceae.